Trichobilharzia regenti is the source of this 612-nucleotide messenger RNA. The record is from the annotation of a GenBank genome assembly. Lineage: Eukaryota; Metazoa; Platyhelminthes; Trematoda; Strigeidida; Schistosomatidae.
AUGUUCAACAAAUACUCAUUUAUAACAUAUGACAUUGAAUAUAGAUUUGUAUAUGAUUAUGGAGUGAACAAAUCACAUGGGAAACAAAUUUCUCCAGAUUGUGAUUUCAGCUUUCAUAGUUCUACAUCGAAAUCUGGUUUCUUUACUUCACCAAAUUAUCCUGGACUUUAUCCAGUUGAUAUUAUCUGUGAAUACCGAUUGGUUGGUUAUCAAAAUGAAGUGAUAGAUUUAGAAUUUCAAGAAUUCGAUGUAGAAAGUAAUUCCGUAAGGUGUUCAACGGAUGGAGAUGGUGAUUAUGUGGAAGUGCGCAGUUGUUCAACUUUAUCAAUCUUAGAUUUAGGCCGGAAGUAUUAUUGUCAAAAUGUUGGCCAAUAUAAGAAUAAUACUAUUCGUAUAAAUUGGAGAAAAUCUUGCCUAAUUAUUAAAUUCUUUUCAAAUAAUAUGAUUGUUCGACAUGGAUUUCUAGCAACAUAUAGAUUUUCAAUUUCAGGAGCCAAUUCCCUUCGAGGUGGUAAUUCAGGCCGGUUAAUACAGCUAUCAUUAUUAUGCUUAACAUUUAUACAUUUUUGUGUAUUCAAAACUUUACAAAUGAAACCACUGAAUAGUGUUUAA